AUGGAAUUGGAAGAAUAUGUUGACUUUCCAAAACCGGUUCCAGCCAUCAAUCAGGUGGGAUUUCAGGCUGCCAAAGAUAUUGAUACACCAUCUUUGUGGACAGCUGAUCUCUCAAACUCUGUAAAACUUGCUAUCAGACGUAUAUAUCAACUUGCAAAUCAAGGUAUUGACCCUCUCAACAUCUCUAUAGAGUCGACUGUAGCAGCACAUGCAACAUAUGAUACUUCGACUGCCAGUUUUCCUCAGGAAUACGCAAUUCCUCUCCCUGAAAAUCAUCCUGCCGGUCCAGAUCAGACAAUCACUUUGAUUUCAUGGAGUGACGCUCUACAACUGCGUUUGAAGAUAGGACGACGUUUAUCUUUGAUGGAGCCUUCAUGGAUUCGAAGUUUUGGGGAUGUCCUCCCUGAAGUUGAAGAUUUUAUUCGCGAUGAGCAAAAACCAUUACCUUGGUCAAACGGAGUUUUAAUUUCACUUGUUGCUCAAUCAGACGAUUCAAGUCUUGAUCCAUCUCUCAAGGACCUCGUAUUUGGCCGAUGGUACGCAAUGCAGGAUAUUGAAAAAGAUUACUUGAUUGGUAAGGGAACAAGGCGAUAUAGCUACAAGGGAACCUUGCUCAUCGAUGGAAAAUCUCAAAGUGUGGUGGUAAAGGAGAUCCUGAAUGAAGAACAUCAGGAUGAGGAAGCUUACUUGACAGAAUUAGCAGUGUAUCAUCUGACCUCUUGCCUACUUGAAAGAUUCAAGAUUGCAAUGUUUUUCUCUACACAUGUGACAAACGAUCAAAAGUUGUUAUUAAACACUCUACGUCCAUCUGGGACGCAUGCACAAUAUAUCACUUAUCUUAUUGAAGAAGUAUUGUAUCAUCCACUAGAAGUGAUAUGUACCACACGAGAUUUCAGCCCUUCACAGCCGGAAUCUAUAUCAUCAGAUUGUUUGAGCGCAUUUGUGCAUUUCACCUAUGACUACUUCCGAGGUCAAGCACUGGUUUCAAACAUCAAAUUCAAAGAUGGAUUACUGACUGGAAUGCGGAUGAUAGACCUCAGGCACAAGUGGUCAUGGGAUAACCCACGUCAAGAUGGAAUCGACGCAUUUAUCUCAAGUCAUAUCUGUGGGACUGCUUGCUUUGCACUGGAUUUGAAUCCAGCAUCUUUCAAGUAUGACAAGACACUCAAGCAGAUUACAUUGAAACAUAACAAUAUUAACAUUCAAAACAAAGAGUCUAGAAGUGGCACCUCUGAAUCGGAAGAAGAAUCAGGUGUGAUUGAUCAUGUGGAUGAUGGUGAGAAUUGA
Messenger RNA from Melampsora larici-populina 98AG31, 1287 nucleotides. RefSeq lists its product as uncharacterized. Gene Ontology annotation, biological process: protein phosphorylation. The transcript has 5 exons. Gene Ontology annotation, molecular function: ATP binding; protein serine/threonine kinase activity. The record is from RefSeq and is a predicted model, not a curated record. Bases 1 to 1287 code for a protein of 428 amino acids. NCBI's taxonomy places the organism in Eukaryota, Fungi, Basidiomycota, Pucciniomycetes, Pucciniales, Melampsoraceae.